This is a messenger RNA of Labrus mixtus (cuckoo wrasse), 3142 nucleotides long. It is a transcript of the gene znf367, whose product is annotated as zinc finger protein 367. The transcript has 5 exons. The coding region runs from base 262 to 1224 and encodes 320 amino acids. Gene Ontology annotation, molecular function: DNA-binding transcription factor activity, RNA polymerase II-specific; RNA polymerase II cis-regulatory region sequence-specific DNA binding. The record is from RefSeq and is a predicted model, not a curated record. NCBI's taxonomy places the organism in Eukaryota, Metazoa, Chordata, Actinopteri, Labriformes, Labridae. Gene Ontology annotation, cellular component: nucleus. Gene Ontology annotation, biological process: regulation of transcription by RNA polymerase II; central nervous system development.
CACACCGGCCAGUUCAGAGGACCCUCUGCAACAAGAAGGAAACUAACAAUCAUCACCUUUCUGACUGUAUCUUUUUGACACUUUGUAGCGAAGGACGAUCUUUCUUUUUUUUCUUCCUUUCUCACACCUCUUUGGAAAUGAAGGAAAUAUUCACUCCAGACUGAGAAGGCGCGCUUAUUUAUUAAUUUUAGCCGUACUUUGUUGAGUUACAAAGUUAUACCGCUUUCAGUUCAUUCCCUGCUUUGGUGUGACAUCCUCACAAUGACCGAGAACAAACACCCGCACGUUAUUUUCUGCAACGACUCUCCCAAACGAGUUCUGGUGUCUGUCAUUAAGACCACACCGAUCAAACCGAGGAAGGCUGAGGCCCUGACACCUACAAGCCCCGGGUUUAGCGACUUCAUGGUCUACCCGUGGAAAUGGGGGGAGAACGCCCACAAUGUGACACUCAGCCCUGGAUCUGUAAGCGGGGCUUCUUCACCUACCGGGACCCAGACAGCGAGGGAGGCGGACACGGCUCCUUCACCUGAUCAGGUCGGGGAUGGAAUCCGCAGAGGGCGUCCACGGGCUGACACUGUCCGAGAGCUCAUAAGCGAGGGGGAGACAUCAUCCAGCCGGAUCCGCUGUAACAUCUGCAACCGAGUCUUUCCCAGAGAGAAGUCCCUGCAGGCUCACAAGAGGACACACACUGGAGAAAGGCCCUACCUGUGUGACUACCCAAACUGUGGGAAGGCAUUUGUCCAGAGUGGUCAGCUGAAAACGCACCAAAGGCUGCACACUGGAGAAAAACCCUUUGUCUGCUCUGAGAAAGGAUGUGGCAAUCGGUUCACUCAUGCUAACCGUCACUGUCCCAACCAUCCCUUCUCUCGUCUGAAGAGAGAGGAACCAAAGGAGGGUCAGGGCAAGGCCCAGUCUGUGGAUAAUAAGGCUGUAGCAGAGUGGCUGGCCAAGUACUGGCAGACCCGUGAGCAGCGUGCCCCUACCACCACCAAGCUGAAGGCUCAGGGGAAAGCAAGAACAGAAGACCAAGAGCAGCAGGAUCCCAUGGAGUUUCUCCACUCUGAUGAAGAGAACGGGGAAGAGGACGAGCCCAUGGAGGAGGAGAAGGGCAGCCAGGGAGGAGGAGGAGGAGGAGGUGCCGCGAAGCGCCGCCUACAGGAGCAACGAGAGCGUCUCCACGGCGCUCUGGCACUCAUAGAGCUGGCCAACAACCUGUCUCCCUAAACACCCACUCACUCCAUGAUCCCGGACUCCCCCUUCCCCUUCCCCGUCCCUCAUACCUCCAUCCCCAACCCGCCUUCCUGCAGUGUGCUGUAGCUACAAAAUGUUCAUAAAUGCAGAUCGAUGACUAGUUUAGACUAUUCCAAUCAAGUUGCGAAACCAGACUUUGAGAAAGAGCUGAAUUGGCCUGAGAUCAGUGUUAAUGCACGACCACCAUCUACACCCCCCACCCACAGCAGCAGGAAGGCACAAGCUAAAGCACCUUAUUCAGCUUCCAUUUUAUCCUUUUAGGCUGCUAUAAUUGUAGAUUUGACAACAUGAAGAAUGUCUCGCUUUCUUCUGUCUUCUAAAGGCAAAGAAAGUGUACCUAUUAUGUUUUGAUCUGUUUUGUUUGCACUUUGAUGGUAACGAGUUUUUUUUAAAAGUAUAUUAUGAGUGUGUAUGACUGAUGUAUAUAUGGAUUAAGCUCAGAUGGACAGAAUGAUACAGGGUGUGGUCAUACAUAGAAAUUAUUAAGUUGUGUUCCAACUGUCUGAUGUCUCGCAGGUUUCAUCUCCGGCAUUGUUAAGCACAGCAUCACUGCCACGUGUGACAGCAGUGGCUGUAGGAAUGACUGAGACAGGUUCCGACAGACUGAGAUUUGAUGUUCACCUACUCGGCACUCUCUAAGGAGUAUAUGCAUAGGUGGAAGACAGGAGAGAGAAAAUAAAUGUCAGGGUAGCUGGAUCAGUUUGGCAUGUAACAUAGUCGUUUUUUUUAUAUAUAUAUUGAAAUUAGAGGUGAUCAUUGCAAGCCUAAUCCAAAGGUCUGGUUAUAGUCACAACAAACCCCAAACUUGAACACAUUCAGCACUUAUCUCUGCAUCUACAGAACUUCCCAAGGCCAUAGGAAGAGUUGAAUCCUUAAAUUGGUAUUGAUUUUUUGGUUUUAAGUACCAAAAAAGCACUGCAGGCAAAUUUGCACAUUAUUUGUGCUAAUUAGAUUGUGUCUCUCUUUCACUCAGCUUUCUGUGAAAAAUGGCUUAUCUGUAGUUUUUUUUUUUUCCUUGAUUCUAUAAAUCAUUAGUAACAUUGUAUUGUUUUAGAACAGGUGAUAUCAAAAAUGAUUUAAGUUAUGACAUUUGAACAAGCUUACUGUCCAGGCAUCAUAGUAGUAUAUGUCAUCUCAUUUUCAAAGGCUAAGUUAUGACAUACAUUUGUGUUUAUCCAUAUCUUUGGUUAACAUGUCUCUAAGCGUAUAGUUAUACAUCCUGUUGAUUGCAGUUGAGCACUUAAGUCUUGGAUUACGCUUGCAAUGCACUGAAGGUUAAAUUAGUCAUUCAGUACUUUUCCAGACAAUAUGGCACCCGGGUUUCAGAAACUGGUUUGUGUAGUGCUGGGUGCUCUUUCUUUAAUUUUAAAGCAACACUACAUCUUUUCAACACUGUAUAAAGCCUCUCAUAACUUCCCUGCCCCUGGUUGCUUUUGGGACACCUGCACCAAUAACCUAUCAGUCAAGCUAUGUUUGAAUCUGUCUUAAUUUACAAAUGACCCUUGUGGAGUUCAAGUGAAACUGGAAGGCAAGUUUAAUGUUGAUAAUCAAAACACCAAAUGAUUUAUUGUACCCAAUCAUAGUAUAUUUUGAAGCAUUUCUAACCCGUAGUCUAUUUUGUGGUUUGACAAGAGUAUGGCAUUUAAUAUAUAAACAUUGUGUUUGUUAGAAUAUGGAGUGUGCACAAUUUGUGGAGAGCUUUUGAAGUUGAAUUUUAGUUUCAGUUUUGUCCCUCUAAUAAUAUCCUCCCAACAGUUGUUGUUUGUGACAUGUGUAGAGCUUGCUUGGUAGACAUUUAUUCCACAUUUCAAAGAUUUCUCUGACAGACUGUCCACACUGUUCUAAGAUGGCUGGUUUUCAAUAAACAUUCACUGAACCUGACAAAAAAAAA